Messenger RNA from Rotaria sordida, 282 nucleotides. The record is from the annotation of a GenBank genome assembly. Lineage: Eukaryota; Metazoa; Rotifera; Eurotatoria; Philodinida; Philodinidae.
AUGAAGUUUAUAUCAUCAGAAUCAAUUGCUUUUGAUCGAAUUCAAAUUAUGUCAUGGGAGUCAUUUGUACCUAAAUCUAUUCAAAAAAAAACAAGUCAACAAGACCUGGAUUUUUCUUCAACAAGUAUAACUUCUCAAUCUAUGUCUAUAUCAUUCUUUUAUGAUCCAUGUCAAACAACAAUAUCUAAUCUUGCUUUCUAUAUCAAUCCCCAACGGCGUCCUGAUAUUAUUUUAAAUCAUUGUUUAUCAUAUAAAGAUGAUAAACAAAAGACUAUUUAUUAA